Salvia miltiorrhiza (redroot sage) is the source of this 1300-nucleotide messenger RNA. Its product is annotated as transcription factor bHLH162-like. Gene Ontology annotation, cellular component: RNA polymerase II transcription regulator complex. Lineage: Eukaryota; Viridiplantae; Streptophyta; Magnoliopsida; Lamiales; Lamiaceae. Gene Ontology annotation, biological process: regulation of transcription by RNA polymerase II. The transcript is spliced from 3 exons. Bases 108 to 653 code for a protein of 181 amino acids. The record is from RefSeq and is a predicted model, not a curated record. Gene Ontology annotation, molecular function: RNA polymerase II transcription regulatory region sequence-specific DNA binding; DNA-binding transcription factor activity, RNA polymerase II-specific; protein dimerization activity.
GGUUAAAAGUACUGUAUAUAUAUGUAGCGUUUCUUCACUUCCCACUCUCAAAAAAGAUUCAAGAAAAUCACUUGAAACCUAGAUGCAAUAAGUAAAAAAAAAAAAAAAUGAAUCAAAACCGCAUUUCCCCCUCCAAAUUUGAUAGAAAAAGUAUUGAAAAAAACAGAAGAAAUCAGUUGAAAGCCCUCUACUGCAAACUCUGCUCUCUCCUUCCUCGUCAAUCGUCAAAGGAAAUAGGCAAUAUGUCAGAUGAAUUAGGGGAAGCUGCAAGCUACAUAAAGAAGCUGCAAGAGAGGUUGGAGGCGAUGAAGCGGAAGAGGGAUUUUUUGAAGGUUAGAAAAUCUGAGAAUUUGAAGUCGAAUGAAUCCGAUGGUGGGAGUGAAGGGCCGGUGGUCCAAGUUGAUGGCAACGGCUCCACUCUGAAGGUGGUUUUGAUGAGUGGAAUCCAAGAGCAGUGCAUGUGUAUGUGCAUGUUGAAGGAAACUCUUAGGAUUCUCAUGGAAGAAGGUGCGGAUGUUGUUAGCGCCGCUUUCUCUGUGCUGGAUCGAACCGUCAUUCACACUGUGUAUUCCCAGAUUGGAGGCAGUGGAUUGGAAAAUGAAGGUGCAAGAAUAUCUGAGAGACUCAGGAAGUUCGUGGCUGAUGAAUAUUAGUCCCAGUUAUCGAUUUUUAAGUUUAAUUACGAAGAGAUCUAAAUAAAAUAAAUCUUGGGUUUUCUUAUUCAGUGUUUGGAUUUGGUGUAGUGCAAACAAUAACUGAUAAUUUCCAUGUUUCUAAAUUUGGAGAUGCAAGCGAUCAUAUAUAAUCAGUCAAUGGGAAUUCCUCAAAAAAAAAAACAGUCAAUUGAUUGUGUAGUUUGAAGAUGUUGGGGUCGUGUUUACAGACAAUGAAAGAAGCAGAAGCAGCAAGAAUAAUGGUUGGUAUUGCAUUGUGUGUUGAAUAUUGAUUGGUUGUUGAUGGACGGUGAUAAGUGUGAGUCAAUAAUAGAAGUCCGCGUUGUGUGUUUGAUGUGAUGGACGGUGGCUCCCACAUUCGGAUCGGAGUUUGGGCGUGUUUGUUGAUGGACGGUGGAAUGCUCAACCCUUCGAGUAUUGACUUAAAGUGUUUGGCAGAGCAAAACACCUUAUAAGUUGAUUAGGAAUUUAUAAGUUUUUUUAAAGAGUUUGACAAAAUAAGCUUAUAAACAGCUUAUAAGCUUCUUAAAAAAUGAAUUUCUCUACCUCAAUUUAUUUUUUAUAAUUUCAUAUGUAAUAAUCAUUUUACAAAUAUUUUUCAAUUAUAAUUUAUUAUUUUCAUCAUA